CAUUGAUUGAUGACUUGUAAAUUGUAAUGUGUCACUUUGGGGGCCAAACUAAACUGGCUCUUCUGAUGUUUCAACUGUAACAGCAGUUAGGGUCUGCAGUGUACUUCACAGACACAGUCCUAUAUGAUUCAACACUACCCAGGAAAAAAAAAAUGAACUUUUUCCUGAAAAAUCAUGAAAAUCUGCUGAUAAAGUUUCACACUUUCAGAAGCUGAUCCAAUUUGGUAUCUGGGUUUUUAAGUUCUUUCUCUGUUGUUGGUUUUUGUGGUGCUUGAAGAAUGAAGGUGGAUAGGAUUGAGGAGAGUAGUGGGAGUGUGAGGUUGUUGGCAAGAAAAGGGAGCAACAGCAGUGGUGGGAGCAGUGAAUCUUCAAGGUGGGUUGAUGGGAGUGAAGUGGUGGAUUGGGAUGAGGUUCCUCCAUGGUCAAGGCUCCAUGAUGGUGAUGGUAGAGAAGGGUAUGGAACAACAAUUAGGAGAAGGCUUGUUAAGAAGCCCAAAAGGGUUGAUUCCUUUGAUGUUGAAGCCAUGGAAAUUGGUGGAGCUCAUGGUCACCACACUAAGGAUAUGACCCUUUGGCCCACCCUUCUAUUAGCAUUUAAGACUCUUGGUGUUGUAUAUGGCGAUAUGGGAACGAGUCCUCUAUAUGUUUUUUCUGAUGUCUUCAGCAAGGUUCCAAUUGAAUCAGAUGUUGAUGUCUUGGGGGCUUUAUCAUUGGUAAUGUACACAAUAGCUCUUGUUCCACUAGCCAAGUAUGUUUUUAUAGUGCUCAAAGCAAAUGAUAAUGGAGAAGGAGGAACGUUUGCGCUAUACUCGCUGAUUUGUAGGUAUGCAAAUGUGAAUAUGCUACCAAAUCGUCAACAAGCUGAUGAGCACAUAUCUAGUUUUAAGCUCAAACUACCUACUCCAGAGCUAGAAAGGGCUUUGAAAAUAAAGGAGACCUUGGAAAGAAGAGCAACUUUGAAAAAUAUUUUGUUGGUUUUGGUUUUGUUGGGAACUUCCAUGAUUAUUGGAGAUGGUAUUCUAACCCCAGCAAUAUCAGUAAUGUCUGCCAUAAGUGGUCUACAAGGUCAAGUAAAAGGAUUUGGUACAGGUGCUUUGGUUGGUGUUUCAAUUGCAGUCCUAGUAGCUUUGUUCAGCAUCCAACGGUUUGGUACCAGUAAAGUGGGUUUCAUGUUUGCUCCAGUUCUUGCUUUAUGGUUCUUUUCUCUGGGUUCUAUUGGACUAUAUAACAUAUUUAAUUAUGAUGUUACGGUUCUAAGAGCUAUCAAUCCAGCUUAUGUAUAUUAUUUCUUCAAUAAAAAUGGCAAAGGUGCAUGGUCAGCUCUUGGUGGUUGUGUUUUGUGUAUUACAGGUGCAGAAGCAAUGUUUGCAGACCUGGGUCAUUUUUCUGUACCAGCAAUACAGAUUGCUUUCACUAGUGUGGUAUUUCCUUGUCUCCUCCUAGCUUAUAUGGGCCAAGCUGCUUAUUUGAUGAAGAAUCCUCAUUCUUAUUCAAGGAUAUUCUAUGAUUCUGUUCCAGAAAGUCUCUUCUGGCCAGUGUUUGUUGUAGCCACACUAGCUGCUAUGAUUGCCAGUCAAGCAAUGAUAUCGGCUACAUUUUCGUGUGUAAAGCAAUCUAUGGCUUUAGGAUGCUUCCCCAGGCUCAAGAUAAUUCAUACCUCGAGAAAGUUCAUGGGACAAAUUUACAUCCCUGUAAUGAACUGGUUUCUAAUGAUCAUGUGCAUAAUUGUUGUUUCAAUCUUCCAAAGCACUACUGAUAUUGCAAAUGCAUAUGGCAUUGCUGAAGUUGGUGUCAUGAUGGUUAGCACUGCCUUGGUGACACUUGUAAUGCUUCUGAUUUGGCAGACUAAUCUGUUUUUGGCGCUGUGUUUCCCAUUACUAUUUGGUUCCGUGGAGCUGAUUUACAUGUCUGCUGUCCUCUCGAAGCUCUUUGAAGGCGGCUGGCUUCCUCUUGCCUUUGCUACUUUCUUCCUCUCUGUGAUGUACACAUGGAACUAUGGCAGUGUAUUGAAGUACCGGAGCGAAGUCAGAGAGAAAGUCUCAUCAGACUUGAUGCUUGAUCUUGGCUCCAAUCUUGGAACACUAAGAGUUCCCGGAAUUGGAUUGUUAUAUAAUGAGCUUGUCCAAGGCAUUCCCUCCAUUUUCUUGCAGUUCUUGCUGAGCCUUCCUGCUCUUCACUCUACCAUAGUUUUUGUCUGCAUUAAAUAUGUUCCAAUCCCUGUGGUUCCUCAGGAGGAAAGGUUUCUGUUUCGAAGAGUUUGCCCGAAAGAUUACCAUAUGUUCCGGUGUGUUGCAAGGUAUGGUUACAAAGAUGUAAGGAAAGAAGAUCACCACGCAUUCGAGCAACUUCUCAUUGAGAGCCUUGAGAAAUUCUUGAGAAGGGAAGCUCAAGAAGCUGCCUUAGAAUUGGAGGGUGCAUUAACCGAAGAAACGGAUAAUGUCUCGGUGAAAUCAAUGGAUACUGAACAUCAUCCUGAUACAGAUGAGCUUCGGAUUCCACUUAUGCAAGGUCAAAAUUUAGAAGGAGAAGGAACUACUUCUACCUCUAAGGAACCUGCAUCAUUAGCAUUGCCAUUAGCAUUACCUUCCAGUUAUAUGUCAUCUUCGGCCGAAGAUCCUGGUCUCGAGUAUGAGCUCUCGGCCCUAAGAGAAGCAAUGGAAUCAGGAUGCACCUAUUUGCUUGGACAUGGAGAUGUGAGGGCAAAGAAGAACUCUUUCUUCUUUAAGAAGUUAGUGAUAAACUAUUUCUAUGGAUUUCUUAGGAAGAACUGUAGAGGCGGCACGGCGAACAUGAAAGUCCCUCACACCAAUAUCAUUCAAGUUGGGAUGACAUACAUGGUCUGAGACUGAUGAUCCUUGCUGUUUCUUUCUGAUAAUUGUCAAGUGCAAUGUUGUUUGGUAUUUUUCCUAUUCUUCUUUUCUUCUCUAUCAAUGGUGAUUGCUGAUGAAGUUUUCAUUGUAUGUGUUGCCUUGCAAUUUGUGUACACAAGUUAGAUUUAUGUCUGAAAUUGAAAUUGUUUCAGAAUCUGUAAUUUAUGAGAGAAGACUCAUAUUCUUGUUCAAA
Messenger RNA from Arachis stenosperma, 3063 nucleotides. Its product is annotated as putative potassium transporter 12. Gene Ontology annotation, molecular function: potassium ion transmembrane transporter activity. The coding region runs from base 279 to 2843 and encodes 854 amino acids. The record is from RefSeq and is a predicted model, not a curated record. Gene Ontology annotation, cellular component: membrane. The transcript is spliced from 9 exons. NCBI's taxonomy places the organism in Eukaryota, Viridiplantae, Streptophyta, Magnoliopsida, Fabales, Fabaceae. Gene Ontology annotation, biological process: potassium ion transmembrane transport.